UUUGUGCAGUCCCUGUGUAAAAUAUAAAUAUAUAUUUUUUAGAGGAAAAACAAUGUCCAGUAAGAAAAACUUAUAUGAGAUUCUCGGGGUGAAAGAAACGGCGACUCAGGCUGAAAUUAAAAAGGCCUUUAAAAGUCUGACAAAACAGCAUCGGCAGAACACCAGGCCAGAUGCAAAGGAACGCUUUAAUGAAGUCAAGCACGCCUUUGAAAUUCUGAGUGAUCCCGGGAAGAGGGAGUGGUAUGAUGAGUUCGGUGAUGAUGAUGAAGAUGCAGAAAAUGCCGGCGAGAAGAAAAGCUCAGACUCUGAUGAAGAGACAAAUUUUAAUGACAUGUUUGGCAAUAUGUCUCUCUUUUCGCGUCUGAGUAAUCCCGGUGAACUGGGUCGGAAACCUAAAUGCGAACCACUGCUAGCCCGUGUUGAAGUCACCCUUGAAGAUCUCUACAAUGGGAAUGUCACAAAGAACGUCAGUGUAAGACGGGAAGUACUCUGCCAGGAUUGUAAUGGCAUGGGAGCUAAGGUGGGUGGGAAAGUUCGUAAAUGUGAUACGUGUAAGGGUUCCGGAAUGGAGUUUGAGCACCAUCAGAUGGGAUUCUUCAUAAAUCGCGUAUCAACACCCUGUUCCGGUUGUCAUGGACAAGGAAAUGUAAUCAAUGAGGAAGACAAGUGCAGCAAAUGCAAUGGAAGUCGUACUUUGAAAGAGGACAAAUCUAUUGAGGUGCAUAUUGAACCAGGAAUGUUUCAUAUGCAAAAAAUUGAGUUCGCCGGAGAGGGAAAUCAUUUUCCCAACCAUGUGGCUGGAGAUAUUAUUGCCGUGCUCGACUACGUGGAUCAUGAGAAUUUUGAACGAGCUCAUGAUAAUCUUCUCAUUCAUAAGAAAAUUAGCCUUGUGGAGGCUCUGUGUGGCUAUCGCGCUCUUAUUCAACACCUCGACGGCCGCACACUACACAUUCACAAUUCUCCGGGCGACAUAAUUAAGUCCAACACCCAUCUUGUUGUUAAAAAUGAAGGAAUGCCUCGCUUUGGACGUCCUACUGAGAAAGGAGAUCUCCUUAUUAAAUUUUCAAUCCAGUAUCCAGAGAACUCAGCUCUAUCAAGUGAGAACAUCACUAUGCUCAAAAGUAUCCUUCCAUCUGCUCCGGAUUUCGUAAUGCCCGAAGGUGAGAACGUUGAGGAGGUCAACAUGUACGACCUAGAGGAUAUGAACUUUGCAGAGGGCAAUCCAUUUCAAUCAUCUGAUGGUCACGGUGAUGACGACGAAGAUGACGAGUUUGGCGGUGGUGCAAGUGGUGGAAUCCAAUGCCAAACACAGUAACUCUAAGACUUUUCUCAUAUUUGUUUUAUUUUUAUUAGAUUUACCCAAUUUACCGUAUCCAAUUUCUUGGUAUUAUUGUUUUCAUUUGUCUCCUUACUUUCUCCCUUUAUAUAAUUUAUAGAAAUACAAUUUGGAAUAUGAAGAAUAAAAAUUUACAUCAGCCCACUCUAA
Lutzomyia longipalpis is the source of this 1486-nucleotide messenger RNA. RefSeq names its product dnaJ homolog subfamily A member 2-like. The transcript is spliced from 3 exons. Gene Ontology annotation, biological process: protein refolding. Gene Ontology annotation, molecular function: Hsp70 protein binding. NCBI's taxonomy places the organism in Eukaryota, Metazoa, Arthropoda, Insecta, Diptera, Psychodidae. Bases 53 to 1315 code for a protein of 420 amino acids. Gene Ontology annotation, cellular component: cytosol; cytoplasm. The record is from RefSeq and is a predicted model, not a curated record.